GCUGCACAUUCACCGAAGAAUCACGCUAAACAAUCAGUGGGAUCGAUCAAUACAACGGUAAAUGAGCGCGAUGCUGUGGAUGUAAAACUUCAAGAAUUACACCAGAAUAUUCAACUAGAACACCCAACAAAUGCUAGGUUACAGAGAAGCCAGUUUGUCUUGGCUGCCCAUCUACAAAGGUGAUAGAGCACCACCUCACGCUGUGGAGGCUGAAAAAGAAAUCCAUGUGAUUCGAGCCCGUCAUCAAGAUGACGUGCUACCAGGAAAGUGGCCACUCCAUAUUGGGCACAUUGCCCACCUCCCAUUCCAUGAUUUGGAGGUUGAAGUGACCACUUUUGAGGUACUCUGUGAUACAGGUCUUUACUCGGGAAAAGCAAGUUGCCAUUGGCUUCCGGCAGAAGGUGGGCGGAUUCCUCAAAACGCCGUACAAGCCGGGGUACAAAAAGACGGCACACCCCUGUUUGUAGCACGCGCGAAGAUCAACAAUGAAAUGUGUGUCGGAAAAGCACUACCGACCCAAACGUUUGCACUUCUUCCUUGGGGUGGACAAGAACAUCGAGUGGAUUGCUAUGACAUAUUAUGCUGGACGUAGGAGUUCUUAACCCCUUAUCUUAUCUCCAUCCUUCGUUCUCCACACAUGCACAUCGAAACACUGUCCGCUCGCUGAACAGCGCUAACAGGUGACUGUUUACAUCUGCAUACCUGAAGAGUUUCUGUUUAAUAGAAUAUUUGACAGAAACGUGGUGUUUUUAUUCGUU
Opisthorchis viverrini is the source of this 758-nucleotide messenger RNA. RefSeq lists its product as hypothetical. NCBI's taxonomy places the organism in Eukaryota, Metazoa, Platyhelminthes, Trematoda, Opisthorchiida, Opisthorchiidae. The transcript is spliced from 3 exons. The record is from RefSeq and is a predicted model, not a curated record. The coding region runs from base 131 to 592 and encodes 153 amino acids.